AUUUUACCUCGUUUUUUCCGAAUUCCCAGUUGUCUUGAACGCUGUAUUUCGGCAAGGCGGAUUCUCAGCAACUGUAUUUACGUCAGAUGCCCUAAUUUAUUAUAUUGCACUGAUCUGAAGAGGUGUGUUCUGUUUACAGAUCUACUGGAGGGAUGGAGACCCAUAAUUUGUCCUGUGCCAUUUGCUUGGACCGCUUCAAAGUCCCAGUCACCAUCCCAUGCGGUCACACUUUCUGUCGAGACUGCAUCACGGCUCACUGGGACACCAAGUCCAAAUCCGACAUCGGGCCGCAUUGCCCUAUCUGCAAUGAGAAAUUCCCCACUAGACCCAUCCUAAAACGCAACGUGUCCCUGUCCGUCCUGGCUGAGGCCACAGCGAACAGUGCCGGUGCAUUCGGUAGAGACACUGUACCGGUUAUGAGGGGCGACAUGGCCAGAGCCACGCCCCUGAUUUUGUGUGACCGACACAAGAAGCCCCUGGUGUACUACUGCCGGAAGGACAACAUGUGUGUGUGCUGCGAGUGUGCCAUCUCCGAGUGUAAGAACCACGAGAAAGUGCUGGUGGAGGCUGAGAAGGAGAACCGAGAGUUACUACUGAGGAGGAAGAGUGUGGAGGUGGGAAUAUGUAUGGAGAAGACUGAGAGGAGCAUCGCUGAGCUGACAGAGAACAUCACCAAAGCCAAGGUGACCCUGCAGCAGACCUCCCACUGGGUGAAUGCCAAGUUUUCCAUGCUGUUGAAGGUGCUAGCAGAGAAACAGGAGUCUACAGAGAACUUCAUUGAGCAGGAGAAGGAGGCUUCCCUCUCCCAGGGGGAAGCUAGGUUGGAGGAGCUACAGGAAAGGGCCAAGCAACUCGGGGAGCGCCAGAGCCAGAUCGCAACUCUUCGCAACCUGCCCGACAUCCAGCUAAUACAGGAGUCUCGGCUGGUGGAGGUCCCUCGCAUGAAGGACAUUCCAGUGGAUGUGACCCCUAACCUGCAGGAGAGGCUCAGCGGGGUGACAGACGUCCUCUCACGGAUCUCCAAGCUAGUGUCUGAGGACCUGGAGAAGGCUGUGUCUACAGCUGUGGGGCAGGACAAGCAAGGUUCUCCCCAGGAUAAGCGCCCUGUCCUGGCUGUGGUCCCCAGUCCUGCUGCUCCAUGCCACCCCGCUGGGAAGGAGGGCCUCAGUGAAUACCGCUGCACCCUGACCUUUGACCCUCGCACAGCCAACAGUCACCUGCUCCUCUGCCAGGAGAACCUACGGGCAGAACACCUGACCUCUGGGCCGCGCCCUGUCCCGGCCCACGAAGCUCGCUUUGACCACACCUGGCAGGUGCUCUGCUUCCAGGGCUUCAAACACGGAAAGCACUACUGGGAGCUGGAGUUGUCCAAGCCAUGGGCCUACCUGGGGGUGACUUACGAGGGCAUCCCCAGGAAGGAAAAGGGGAAAAGGUGCAUGGUGGGAAUGAAUGAUCUGUCCUGGAGCCUCCAGCUGGAUGAGCGCCAGCUGAGUGCCUGGCACAACGGCCGCCGGGAGACGGUGGCUGGCCACUCCCACCACUCCCGCAUCGGAAUUCUGCUGGACUACGAGGCUGGAACACUGACGUACUAUGGAGAUGGGCAUACGCGGCUGCAUGCCUUCCACUGUGCCUUCACUCAGGAGCUGUUCCCCGCCUGUUGGAUAGGGGAGGGCGUGACCAUCACCCUCUGCUCGCCAUGACGACAACACGAAAGGGAAUGACCGUGAUCUAACAAUCUCUUAUAGGACUAGUCUUGGGAAACUAUAACCCUGUUUAUACCUGGUGCUAACAUGGGUCCUUUGUCCUGAUCUUGCCUACAUUCUGAUUGUGCCUACAUUUCCAGAAAUGUGUCAACAUACAGUAUGCUAUUAAAAUGUGCCUGUUGUUGGUCCAUUGUGUCUCCAUUUUGACCAGAUUUCCUUGUCCCUUUAUGCAAAUUAUUUCACAGCUUUCAAAAUAAUAUUUAUUUAAGACACAUAUUGAUGUAAUCAGUCAAUGGUGCCACCUGUCAAUGAUUUUAGAGAGUGGAAUAAUUACGAUUUAAAUGGUUUCUCUGUCCGGAUCUGUCUACACUUGUAAAAUAUCCAGACACUGUGUGUCUGACGACCACCAGUCACAAUCAAAUUACAAUGUGUCUUGAUUGUCAACACCUGUCUAAAAAUGUGGGCACAAUCAGGAUGUUGACAGGAUCAGGACAAAGGACACAAGUUAGAACCAGGUAAAAACGGGGCUUAUGGCAACAGGUUCAGUUAUUUUUCGGGAAUCAUA
Oncorhynchus mykiss (rainbow trout) is the source of this 2268-nucleotide messenger RNA. RefSeq names its product tripartite motif containing 65 (gene trim65). The record is from RefSeq and is a predicted model, not a curated record. Lineage: Eukaryota; Metazoa; Chordata; Actinopteri; Salmoniformes; Salmonidae. Gene Ontology annotation, molecular function: zinc ion binding; protein binding.